AUCGACCGGUACACAAGCGAGGGCUAAAAAAUGAGGAAAGCCAACCGCAUGAGAUCGCGAAAUUGACGAUAUAUCGGCGACAGCCUGCACUGACUGCCUCCAUGUGAUGCGAAUCCUUUGGCGCGCGCGAUUCUGAUUUCGUCCUUGGCAGUUGUUCCUUUUCGGUUCUUCCUGGAUUCGCGUCAAGUAUAUAGUCCUCGACGGGACACCAGAGGAAGCUGUGUGCAUCAUCAUCAUCAACAUCAUCGUCAUUGAGUAGCACGACAACUAUUGUGCUCGGUGUGUCGUAGAUUCCUUGCGAGAAGGAUCGACGAGAAAAUCCAAGAACAGGAGAUACAUUCUGACCGUGCUAGUGGGAGGACGCGUUUUUCACGCUCUCUGCUGCGGAAAAGCAGAAAAGUUGCAACUUUGCAAAAGUGCUUUUGUGAAAAGUGCUAACAGUGUGACAUGGUGUGUAUUCCGUAAACCGAUCAGUGCUCUACUGGAGUUUGCAUAAAUUCAAGGUGGAGAAGUGCUACAAAUAGUGAAAAAUGAUGCUGAAGAAAAAUAUCCUCUGCUGGCUGCUACUGUCAGCCAUAUUGGUUAAAACGGCCUUUUGUGUACCAACGGCAGCAGUAACCGAGGCGGACGACGAUAACGACUCUGAGUGGGACGAGGAUGACGAGUCGUCUGAGGCAGAUGACGACGGACGGAUCUACAAGAAUCCGCGGAAUUUACCCUCGACCGAGUGUCCACGAGACGAGGAGCAAGCGACGCUGCUGGGACAAAAAUGUCUGAGAAAAUGCUCCUCGGAUGAAGACUGCAAAAGUAAGAAGAAGAAAUGCCUGUGCGACGGUGCUUGUGGAAUGUCGUGCAUAAAACCGGAUCGAGAAUGCCCGCCGGUCGACAAACCAGCUAUGGGGGAUGUCAAUGUGUCGGGCAAGCAUUUUGGAUCACGUGCCGUGUACACAUGUCCGCAUGGUUACCACGUGGUGGGGCUACAGAGUCGUCUCUGUCAGGCUGAUGGGACGUGGGCCGGAAGUGAACCGAUUUGCAAGCAAAACAUUUACUGUCUUCAACCUCCGAUUAUUGAGCAUGCACGACAUUCAGCUCUUCCAGAACAAGCCACGUUUGAUUUAGAUUCGACGGUGCAGUACCACUGCCACACAGGUUAUGCAACGGCAGGGUUCCCUAGAGCGAAAUGCUUGGCAGUGGAUGGGCAAGCCAGUUGGUACGGACCGGAUAUUUCCUGCGAACCUCGUUCAUGCGGUCAACCAUCAGAUCCAAACCACGGAUGGCAUUCGGGGGAGAGUUAUACCUUCGGCGGAAAAGUGACCUACCAUUGCGGGGAAGGAUACGAAUUGGUUGGGAAAGCAGAAAGAUACUGCCAAGCGGACGGAUCAUGGACUCCGAAAGAACUGCCCACCUGUGUUUUGGUCACAUCGGUGCAGUGCCCAUCGCCGGAGAACCCGAAGAAUGGCAAAGCUAUCUAUACCAGCACAUCGUACAACUCAGUUGUGAGCUAUGAGUGCCGUUACGGCUACACAUUGGUGGGCGAAAGCUCUCGGCGUUGUGGGGCAGACAAACGGUGGACUGGAACGCUACCUGCAUGUAAAGAAAUCAACUGUGGUCACCCGGGAACUUUGUACAACGGAUGGUUGGAAAACAUCGAAAGUGGAACGGGGCUUGGGGCCAGCAUAAUUUUUCGAUGCCAUCCGGAAAUGUUGCUGGUGGGAAACACUUCGUCCGUGUGCCAGAUAGAUGGUAGAUGGCGAUAUCCGUUGCCUCAGUGCUUGGCUCCCUGUGUGGUGCCCUCGAUAUCGCAGGGUCAAGUGAUACCGAUUGAAUUCGAAGUGGAUGUCAAUCUGACUACGAUAGUGCCAACCAGUGGAAGCAGUUCCAAAGUCAAGCAUGGUACCGUAUUGGAAGUCAUUUGCGACGAACAUUACGAAUUUCCAUUUUCAUCUCUUUCGCCACCCACAUGCAACAAUGGUACAUGGAGUGUAAUACCACGUUGCGCGCCUGCCAGAUGCAAGAUAAUGCCGAAGCCUCCUAAAUUUGGAAUGGUCUUGGCCCCGAAAACCGAGCAUGGGAUGCGUGCUAGAUUUAAAUGCAAGGACGGCUAUACCUUGAUAGCUCCGGGAGGAAAAGAAUUGGCCAAUCCCAAUGAUUACGUUCUCAUUUGCUCCUUUGGAAAUUGGACAGGAGAAACUCCCCAGUGUCAGGAGGUGUACUGCGCGUUCCCAGGUUAUAUUCCGAAUGGAAAGGUAUUGCUGGUAGGUAAUAUGGGUCUCUACGAUUAUAGGCCUUAUGUGAGAAAAGUCAUUAAUAACAAACAAAUUAUGUACGAGUGUGAUAAAGGAUAUGUAAUUGACACCGGUCCACCCGGAGCAACCUGCAUCGGUGGCAAAUGGAGCCCCAGAGAGCUACCCUCUUGCAUUCCAGGCCAGCAUCCUCGAUUAAGGUGGACCCGACGCCGCCGUUCAAUCGAUCUUAAAUUACGAUUUCACAGAUCUAAUCACCUUAAACAGCACUACCGGUUUUUGAAACGAAAGCUCGAAGAACACGACUCAUAUCACCGUCUCUAUCCCAUAGCAGCUCAUGAGAUUGCGAAGCGUAGUGCUUUGGCCUACAGAGGGCAGCUGCCUCACAAAAGACAUUAUAAUUUUGAUGACUUUCAGCGGUUCAGAGCAAAACGAAGCGUCGAAGAAAAUCGCAAUGCAUUUUUGAGAAACUCAAUUCAAGCAUCUUCGAUACGUGAACGACGCCAGUUGUCAGAUGUCGAGCAUGCCUACAAUAAAUAUUACGAAAGGAUUAGAGCUAAAUAUCGUAACUAUGUGCAAAAUUUACUUGGAUACAACAAGAUGCGUCCAUUGCAAGAUAUUCAAGUUCAAGACGGUAGAUGGCAAACAACGGAUCCAGAUUCAAUUUCCAGAAACAGGGUAGCACAAAAAUCUCGAUCGCCCGGAAAUGACUUUGAUGAUGAACUCACAACGAAGUCUCCACGAUUGCCAAAAAAUAAAGUAAAUAAAUCACGAAUCAAGUCAAAGAUGCAACCGCCUAUUGUUAUCCCAAAUAUCAAUGAAGAAUCCACGUAUAAAUACGACUUUCAUGAUGUUCCAGACGCCAACAUAUCAAACCACGUUGGAGAUAAUGACAUUUACUCCAACUACUUUCCUCCGCCAUUGACCGGAAGAUCUCACACAAGCUGGCAGUUUGCGUCAGAACUAAACCCAAAAGUACAAAGACGAUCAGAUCCCUACAGCCUCUAUGCCACUUUGUCUCGAAACAUCAGCUAUAACGACAAAAAAUCUCUAUCAACUCCGGCAAUGAUGCAGCACCUGCACUCGCAAAUUAUUCGGCGAAAGCGAGAUACUAUAGAAGUAUCGGCAUCGUCUGCUGAAGAGACUCGAAGAGCGCAGAAAAAUAAUCGCAAGAAUGCCGGAGCCGUUGUUAACCAGACUGACCCAAGCGGAGCGGAUGGUGAUCCAGCAAAGAAAAUCAAAUUCAAGGGACCCUGCGAGCCGUUGGUCAGUGAGUCCCAUGCACUGCUGGAAAUCGUUAGACCCGGUAAGGACCCGAACGAAGCAUUCGGUCCUGGCACAAUUGUACGAAUGGUGUGCAGCAAAGGAUAUAUUUCCAACAUGGUCAGUCCGAAUGCAACGUCCAAGUGCGUAAGAGGCCGCUGGAAGCCCAUUAGGCCGACUUGUAGCAUGAAACCCUGUUUUGCACCAUCGACCGAGCACGGAAAAUAUUACUCCAGUCAAAUCGAUAUGGUUACGAUGGACGCUGCCAAGCUGUCCACGACGGCAGCUUUAACCCCGAUGGAGACCAUCGAGAAUGCGCAGCAGAUUACGUUUCAGUGUGACCAGGGCUACAAUACCCAAGGCCCAUCCAGUUUGCGCUGUUGGAAUGGGGAAUGGGCAGUGACUUCUAUGCCGGAGUGUCUUCCGGCACCAUGCGUUCUUCCACCGAUUAUGCAUGCUAUGUACCAAGGCGGUUACCGGGCAGGCCUCACAAUCGCUCAUGGAAGUUCGGUGAUGAUACAGUGCGAAAGCGGUAUGGGAAGCGCAGCACCUGUACAGAUGGAUUGUGCGCUUGGAUCGCUUACACCGGAAACUUUAAAUUGUGGAUAUAUUGCAUCCGCAUCUGCUUCACGUAAAUCCCGGGAUGACGACAGUAGUUCUAUAAUUGUGCUGGAUGGCAGUAAUGUAACGUCUUUGGAGGAUGAAAAUGACGGCAGGGAGUGUGGACCUCCGGGCAAGAUUCAUGGUUCAUUGGUGUACAAAAAUGGCGAACAGAUUGAUGACAGCGAAGAGGGUUUCCCAUCGGGAACGGAGAUUACUUUCGAUUGCAUUGUGAGCAUUACCGGAGAACAAACUACCUGGAAGAUAAUCUGUGAAGAUGGUCAAUGGAUAGGUCGAUCCAUGAAUUGCGAUGAUGAUGACCCACUGUACCAUCGGAUUCCUUCUGCCAAUGGUUCCUGUAUGUUCCGCAACAAUGAGCCCCAUGUGGUGAGCUUCUACAACGACCUUGAGAUAAGAGAAGACAUCGUUGAGUUUCCACCAGCGACCACCAUCAUAUCCAGGUGCAUAGACAUUGGAAAAUAUGCAAUGAUCGGAACCAGCGUUAGGACAUGUGUUCGAUCUGAAUGGACAGGUCAAAAGCCAUCAUGCUUUGGAUUAAAUCAGGAAAAUGAUUAUGCAAUGGAAAAACCGCCAACGAUUUUGAUUCGUCACCAAAAUGGGCCAAUUGCGCAAAGUAACGACGGCAAGCUCAUUGUGUACCCGGGAACGACCGUCCACCUGGAGUGUCUUUGGAUGAGACGCUUUGGCAAUCCGAAAUGGAAUGUCAGCCAUGACUACAGGAAAUAUCCGGAAGGUUGGAGCUCGGACGAGGGACGCGAUCCGCAGCUGGAGUACCGAAUCAGCAUCAUGCAUGCGGUGAAGGAUGAUUCUGGAAUUUUCACCUGUGUAACACCGGCUCGGCACACACACGCUGUGGAAGUGAUUGUUAAGCCAGUUCACUGCAACGAAAUUCAAGUGCGACGUGGACUUUCCGCCAGCACAUCGGAGACGAUGAUGGGCAUCCGGGUGCUGUUUUCGUGUACGAAUGGAAACGCACUGAUCGGUACACCGGAAAUUACUUGUCUGCCAAGUGGCAAUUGGAGCGCUCCUCUUCCCGUAUGCGAGAGUGUCGAAUGCGGCGAGGUGCCAAUCCAAGCCAACAGUAAUGGGUCGGCACCGAGAGUGGCUAUACUUUCGCGUGAGGUCGGAGGCCGGUCAGCAUUCUCCUGUCCGCCUGGGUACGGGCUACGAGGGCCCAGCGAAGCAAUUUGUUUGCCAUCUGGAGAGUGGGGUGGCCCGUUCCCGACGUGCGUCGAGGUUCAGUGUUUCCACCCCGGAGCUCCACAGAAUGGUUACGCGCAGGGAACGCCUCCAUACAGAGCUGGAGACGUUGUGCAGUUCAAUUGCAACCCGGAAUACAUGAUGCAAGGUCAGCCUAUAAUUGCCUGUCAGGAUAAUGGACGAUGGUCAGGAGGUCUACCCAAAUGUGUGCAGGCGUGCUCGUACCCUGGCACGGCAAUCAGCGGCCGAAUGUCUUCCGUCAAGUUCUACUACUCAAUAGGCGAGAGCAUUACAUUCACGUGUGAUAACGGCCUGGAACUGCGGGGUGCCAAGAUGCUCAAGUGUUUGAAAAAUGGCAAAUGGUCCAACGCCAUUCCCACCUGUGUCAAUCCGGAUGCGGUGAACGUGCGAAGCGAUGCCAAAGGCAUCUUCAAGCGGGAAAAUUAACUCACGCCGGUAGGCGGUGUUUGCAAUCCUUGGCACGGAUCUCUGGAUCUGGAGUGGUUUCUAUUUCCCUGAAUGCUACCCUGGGGAGACAUACAUAUAUCAAUGAAACAAACCGACUUAUACUUAGAUGAUAAUCGUAGACGUUCCACGUAGGCUGGAUCAAUCAAAUUUUAAUGAAGACAUCCAUUAUACACGUUGACUGUUUUAAGUUUACUGCGGAGACACCAAGGAAGUUAGGAUUAAUAAGCAAUUCCGAUUCGUGCACUAUGGCUUGGAACGAGGAAAUGGCAAUUCUAAUAAAAUAAAAUUAGGCAACACGUUUUCAUGUUUGUGUUGAUUGUUUAACGUGUUGACUUAAUAUUCAACACAAUCGAAAAUCAGCUAUCCACGUGCAUCCACGUGCAUUUUUUGUAUUUUUUUCAAGAACAUGAGUAGAAUGGAGGUCAGGUUCUAGCUCAAAACAGUAUGCCGAAAAUAAAAUGAUGGUAUCUGUAUUUCGCUUGGGAACAACGUUCGACGAUCGAGAGCUUUUAUAAACCAGUGGACUUUUCUAAUUUUAACAUUGUAAAAGAAAUUGAUUUUCCAUUCUGCGGCACGACAAUUCCUUAGUCGGUUGACGCCGAUAACCGCACCGAGACGCACAGACCACAAACCGAAGCAUCGAAAGCCUUUAUUGUUUUAUAAUUGUUAUUAGCCUUGUGAUGUAUAUCGCUACUUUGUACGAUUUGCAACAUUAUAAUACAGUCUGCUUUAUUUCCUGCGCCAAAGUGAACAUUGGGAAUGAACAGAGUUGGUCAAAAUUAUCCACCUGAUACGAGUCAAUAAGGUCAAUGAUAACAUUUGCCAAAUUUCACAGUAAAAUCAUUAUCAGCUGCUUGGAAAUGCAGAACUGUGGCCCUUUAUUAGCCAAUUUACAUGUUCUAACCCAUAGUGCCGAUAAAAUGGAAAAAGACAUAAAACAACUGAAAUAAAAUUUAAUUCGCUCCCAGCACGUUACUCGUUUAUUUGCUUGUUGGGUCGCGCUUUCUCUCUCUGUGCCAAACGACGAUGAUAAUCGCUGGGCGGAGAAAUCAAUUUAACCGCGACGAUGUUAAAUUCGUAGGUACGGAUAAUGGCAAUCAGAUUAUUAACGGCACACAAAACGGAUGAUAAAGACAAUGACAACGUUGUAAAUGUGAAUCGGUUUUGUUGGUGGGCUAUAUCUGUAUAGGAAUAGGUUUUCUCCCAUUCUGUAUUGCCGCACAUUUGCUAUCAAAUGGAAAUCACUGAAUACUCAUCCCACCCAAACCAAAAACAUUUACAGUAGCACGAUGCAUAUCUAUAGAGUUAUAUUUUUCAUAAUUUUCCAUGCAUAUAAAUUGGAUGGCACUGCAAAUUUGAAUAUUAAUAUUAAUUGGAACGGGACAUGCGAAAGUAAAAAAAAAUACAACAAGUGAUAGCAAUGUUUACGGACUAGUGUUUAUUUCGGUGCCAUUUUUCUGUGUAGACUAAUUGUUAUUUCACGCUGAUGUUGUAAAUAGAGGAUUGAGUGUAAUUUAUUUAUUUAUGUAUUCAUUAAUCCACUAUCGGUGUCCGAACUGAGGCAUAUUGGAAAUUAUGAAUUCCUGAAUUAUGGAUGCUUCUUGAUGUAUGGUUUUAGUGUUGUCAGCAAUGAAUGCUGUGUAAUUGUUUUACCUACAAAUACUGACAUCCAUAAAAUGGAAGAAUAGAUGAUAUUUCACAAAUAAAUCUUAAUUGAUUGAAAAUUUAA
Armigeres subalbatus is the source of this 7524-nucleotide messenger RNA. RefSeq lists its product as uncharacterized. Gene Ontology annotation, molecular function: peptidase inhibitor activity. The transcript has 15 exons. Gene Ontology annotation, cellular component: extracellular region. Lineage: Eukaryota; Metazoa; Arthropoda; Insecta; Diptera; Culicidae. The record is from RefSeq and is a predicted model, not a curated record. The coding region runs from base 531 to 5774 and encodes 1747 amino acids.